AUGACAGAUAAUCGCAUCAGAGACUGGUUCGACAAUCAGAUUGAGCUCCAAAAGCAAUCAUCCAUGCACUUUUCUGGAAAACAUAACGUCGCCCAACCCCAAUCCACUGCGAUAGAAGAGGAAAUCGACUUUGAUUUUUACGCGCAAAUGUCAGAAUUUGCCAGUCUCAAGACGAUCCAGAUAAGGCGAUUGGAUAUCGCAGAAAAUAUUUCCAUGAUAACUGCAGAAGAAGAGAUUGGUGAGAACCGACUGGUGCAGCAAGCGGUUGAAAAGCUGGAGAGCAUCACUGCUCUGGGCUAUGAAAGGUUUGUACCCGUUGAACGCUGUCCUAUUGCAGUCCUGACAGAACUCAGAGUCGCGUUUGACAACGUGUUUAUCAACUAUGAUGGCAUGUUCGCCAGCUUGAAGACCUGGUCGAAACGUGCGAGAUACGGAGGCAGAGUGAAGUUUGAUAACGAGAACAAAUCCGGUCCUCUGGAUUCAGGAUCUUAUGGCGGUCCACGGAUCAGCGUCCAAGCUGUAUGGAGAUACAAGUGGGAUAAACCAAAGGUCCAAAGCACGACGCGGUACGCCCUGCCAACGACACCAAGCAUACGUUCAGGGCCAAGACCUAUGACUUGGGACUUGCGAAUCCAGCAUGCGAUGGUGGAUGGCCAGAAAGGAGCCAUUGGCUUGGAAGACGAGACCAGCGGUGUCCCGAUGAUCAAAGCCAUAGCAAAGUACGCUUUGCACGAGACUCUGACCAUGCAAGGUAGUUUUGGGACGAGCAGAAUCCACAAAUGGGGUCUUGAUGAGCCAAAUGAUGAACCUCCGUACGUUGGAGCGAGGCAUCUUGGCGGGGCGGCAAGAAUAGAACUUCCACCACCUUAUACCGAGUAG
Messenger RNA from Aureobasidium uvarum, 879 nucleotides. NCBI's taxonomy places the organism in Eukaryota, Fungi, Ascomycota, Dothideomycetes, Dothideales, Saccotheciaceae. The record is from the annotation of a GenBank genome assembly.